AAAGACUGAAACAAACGCAUUCAAGUUUUUGAAAUCACUGUCUUCGAGUCUCUCUAACGACGAAAAAUUCGACCGUUGCAACUUGCAAUUCUCUCGCUAUUCAGAAUUUUGUCGCUUCUUCCAAAUUCAAAUUCUUCACUCAGUCACUCACUCACGCUUUUCUCUGAAUUUCACGAUGCGCAAUUCCAGAAAAGCAGAACCCUCCAACGACGUCGUUUCUUCGGAACGCAGAAACUGGAGCAACAUCUUCAAAUCGCUGGUUCAGAUGGUGCGCAGUCAGCAGAACCAGCUUCACUCCUUCGCGAGCCGCCACAAGUUUCUCGAAGACCGCCUUCGAAUGCAGCACGAAGGGUGGGUCUCUGAUGUUCGAUGUCACAAGGAUCAAAUUUCUCAGAUGAAUGGGAUGUUGACGUCUGAGGAGAAGAAACGGUCGCUCGAGGUGGCAAAGGCGGAUUUUGCGCUGGGUUUGAAGCACAGAGAGGCCGCUAUGUUAAAAUGGAUUUUGGAGCAUACAGAGGAUGAGUUGGCAGAUUUUAAAGCAUGGUUUGAAAUCCUUUCUCGUAAAUCCUCUAAUGGAGAAGAUCAAGGAACAUCAUCUAAGGAUACUGACUUGAAGAAGAAAGGAAGCACAAACAGAGGGAACAAGCCCACUAGGAAUAAUACUGCAGAAAAAGAGAAGUAUUCCAGUGAAAUCAAAGAUGAAUUUAGUAGGUUAAAAGGUGAGUAUGAUAAGCUUGCUUUAGAAAAAUAUUCGGAGGUGACGGCACUCUUGGCAGAAAAGAAAUUUGUGUGGAAUCAAUAUAACAUAAUGGAGAAUGAUUACGCUGAUAAAUUAAGGACUAAAGAAGCUGAAGUAGAAAAAGCAAAUGAAAAGAUAAAGGUACUUGUUUCUAGCAUGGAGCAGCUACAGUCUGAAAAAUAUGAAAAGGAUAGUAAAAUAUCAGAAUUACAAAGUAAAAUGGCUGAGAUGGAAGCUGAGACAAAAAGAUUAAACAAAGAAAUAUCUGGACUUUCAGUGGAGUUGGAAUCUUUAAGAAAGUUCAGGAACAACCAAGUUACACCACCUGUUUUAAAUCAUUGCACACAAGGAACUAAAGCACCUGAGUCAGGAGUUGUUAAGAGCAACAGAAGUAGAAGAAAUAUGACUUCCAAAAAAGAAAUAUGUACUCCCAAUGCACCGGUUCCAGCCAAAUCCUCUGAAACGGGGACAAAAACAAAAAGCAUGAAGAGGAAAGAGGCUCCAGUUAUUCCCACCUCUGAUACUCCAAAGCUGUUCUCUUCCAGCUUCAAGGUUCCAAAACUGAAGUCCUCUGUAAGGGUCACAUGACACCUUUCCGAUAACUUUAGUGAGUUACUUAGGAUAUGUCAGUCUUGUAUACAUGGCUUUUGUAUUAUAUGCUCCUUGUGUAAACUAUGUAUUAUGUAUGAGCUUUCUGUUAGGUAUUGAUUCAUUCUUGGCCCUUCUAAUUAGAAAUAUUUGGUGUAAUGCAAGUUUGGAAUAGAUUCCAAUUUUUAGGUUAAUUAAGUAACAACCUUUAAUUUGGACAA
Glycine soja is the source of this 1548-nucleotide messenger RNA. RefSeq lists its product as uncharacterized. The coding region runs from base 176 to 1327 and encodes 383 amino acids. The transcript has 5 exons. The record is from RefSeq and is a predicted model, not a curated record. NCBI's taxonomy places the organism in Eukaryota, Viridiplantae, Streptophyta, Magnoliopsida, Fabales, Fabaceae.